AUGGAAAGACAAGGUGUCUAUCCAAAUAAGGAAUCAUUCGAGUUAUUAUUAAAAGCCAUAACUACAGAAACUAAAGGACAUGAUUCAUACUCUGUCAGAGCUACUCACUUGGUCACAGAUGAUUUACCAAAAUUAUCAAUCGAAGAAGGCCUUGAAAAAACAAUAUCGGGAGAAUUCCAAGAAUUGUUAACUACCAAAGAUCCACAAGAAUCUUCAAAGAGUACAUACACAAUAAAUUUUGGACCGCAACAUCCAGCUGCUCAUGGAGUUCUUCGAUUGAUUUUGGAAUUAGAUGGUGAAGUGAUAAAAAGAGCAGAUCCGCAUAUUGGCCUUUUACAUAGAGGAACAGAAAAACUUAUAGAAUAUAAAACUUAUUUACAGGCACUCCCAUAUUUUGAUCGUUUAGAUUAUGUUUCAAUGAUGACAAAUGAGCAAUGUUAUUCAUUAGCUGUUGAGAAAUUGUUGAAUAUUGAAAUUCCCGAACGUGCAAAAUUUAUUCGUACAUUGUUUGGAGAAAUUACAAGAGUAUUAAAUCAUAUUAUGGCAACAAUGUCUCACGCACUUGAUAUCGGUGCAUUGACACCUUUCUUAUGGAUGUUUGAGGAAAGAGAAAAGUUAAUGGAAUAUUAUGAACGUGUAUCGGGAGCUCGAAUGCACGCAGCAUAUGUACGACCAGGCGGAGUGUCUCAGGAUAUGCCAUUAGGUUUGAUGGAAGAUAUAUAUCAAUGGGCAACACAAUUCGGUGCUCGCGUAGAUGAAGUUGAAGAGGUUUUAUCAGCAAAUCGUAUAUGGAAAAAUAGGACUAUGGAUGUUGGUUUAGUCACUGCACAGCAAGCACUGGAUUAUAGUUUUUCUGGUGUGAUGUUACGUGGCUCAGGUAUCAAUUGGGACAUACGUAAAGUUCAACCAUAUGACGCAUAUGAUAAAGUUGAAUUUGAUGUCCCAGUUGGUACAAAAGGUGACUGUUACGAUCGUUUUCUUUGUCGUGUCGAAGAAAUGCGACAAAGUCUAAGGAUUAUUCAUCAAUGCUUGAACAAAAUGCCAACCGGAGCUGUUAAAACCGAUGAUUGGAAAAUAGUUCCUCCUAAUAGAUCGUCCAUGAAAGAGUCUAUGGAGGCAUUAAUUCAUCAUUUCAAGUUAUUUUCUGAAGGUUUUACUGUUCCACCCGGAGAAACUUAUACUGCAAUUGAAGCACCCAAAGGGGAAUUUGGUGUUUAUUUAGUUUCAGAUGGCACCAAUCGUCCAUAUAGGUGUAAAAUACGCGCACCAGGUUUUGCACAUUUGGCUGGUUCAAACUUCAUGAGUACUGAUCAUUUUAUUGCUGACAUGGUAGCAAUUAUCGGCACUAUGGAUGUAGUCUUUGGUGAAAUUGUCAGACCUCUAUAA
This is a messenger RNA of Entrophospora candida, 1386 nucleotides long. The record is from the annotation of a GenBank genome assembly. NCBI's taxonomy places the organism in Eukaryota, Fungi, Glomeromycota, Glomeromycetes, Entrophosporales, Entrophosporaceae.